CAAUAGCCGAAGGACAAUCCAAUAGGAUCACGCGAGUCUGACUCUGGUUUUUAUCUCUUUCACACACGCACAUCAGAAGAUGCCCACCAUCGCGGAAACCAUCUGAACUGUCGACACGCAUUGACUGUACUCUACCCUACCCGGUGAUCCACAUUGUUGUCUUCCCUUGGCCCUAUCGCACACGCUCAACACUCAAACUGAAACGUUCGUUGUGGUAGUGUGUGGGCAUGUCGUAUUCGCAUGGUCGUUGUCGUCGUCGUCGUUGUGUUGUCAUUGUCGUCGUUGUUGUUGUCAUUGUCGUCGUCGUCGUUGUGUUGUCAUUGUCGUCGUUGUUGUUGUCAUUGUCGUCGUCGUUGUUGUUGUUGUCAUUGUUGUCAUCGUUGUCGUCGUUGUCAUCGUUGUCAUCGUUGUCAUCGCCGAGUUUUCCCCAUCGACGUACGUCAGUCACAUCGUCAACCAAACCUCCUCAUACCAGGCAUAACUUGCUAGCUAAACACACACACACGCCCCAGGUUCAUCGCUAUGUGAUGCGAUGCGAUGUGAUUGUGAUUGUGAUGUGAUAUGAUGUGCAUAAGGCAGCCGCCUGCCUCCAUGGUUCGAUAUGUCGGUCCGUCCAGGCUGGGCAUCGUCUAAUUGAUUAGUCCUGACG
This is a messenger RNA of Pseudovirgaria hyperparasitica, 649 nucleotides long. RefSeq lists its product as uncharacterized. NCBI's taxonomy places the organism in Eukaryota, Fungi, Ascomycota, Dothideomycetes, Acrospermales, Acrospermaceae. The transcript has a single exon. The record is from RefSeq and is a predicted model, not a curated record. The coding region runs from base 228 to 560 and encodes 110 amino acids.